Durusdinium trenchii is the source of this 4017-nucleotide messenger RNA. Lineage: Eukaryota; Dinophyceae; Suessiales; Symbiodiniaceae. The record is from the annotation of a GenBank genome assembly.
AUGGCGACGUGCCCUCGCUUCGCCUCCUGCUGGCCGCCGGCGCCUCGCCGCUGCGCGGCGGACCCGCCCACGCGGGCGAGGGGAAAGGCCCGAAGUACCCGGGGGGGCGAGUGCGCCCUCUCAGCGGCCUUGCAGGCGCCGGCCGAGAAGGCCUCCGGCGCCCGCCUGGAGGCGCUGCGCUUGAUGGCCACGCAGCUCACGCCGGAGGAGCGCCGGAGCGGCCCCGCGCGGCGCGCGGUGCUGGCGGCCUGCGAGGCCGGCGUGGUGGCCUAUGUCUCGGUGCUCCUCGACCAGCUGGGCGCCGGUCCCGCCGACAACGCCGCGCCCGACGCGGCGCCGGGCGCCGCGGCCGAUGUGGAGGGGGAGGAGAUGCCGCUGCUGGUGGCCUUGAGCCAGGGCUUCUCAGAGGUGGCCGAGCUGAUCCUGCAGGACAAGGCCGUGGCGGGUCAGAUCAACCUCACCUUGGCCUCCGGCAAGUCGCCGCUGCACCUGGCGGCCGAGCGGGGUGAUCGGCGGGUGCUGCAGCUGCUGCUGCGGGCGCGCGCCACGUUGGAUGCGACCACCUCUUCCGGGAGGACGGCUUUGCACCUGGCGGUGGAGCAUGAUUAUGAGCAAGCGGUGCAGGCCAUCUGUGAGAAUGAAGCCACAGAGGUUCGGCACUUGCUCCAAGAGACGCCCAACGGCGCCUCCCCUGUGUGCCUGGCGGAGCGCCGUGGCAAGCCGAUGCUGAUCCUGCCCAUGCUCCGGUGUUACCACCGACAUCUGCGGGACAGGUACCUGGCAGGGAAGCUCCAAGAUGCCUACGACCAGGUGAGCGAUCCGCAACUCACCGCCUUGUGUUUGAAGCACCGCGAUGCCCUCUUCUUGACCGAAGAGGCUCCCGAGAAAAAGCCGGUCACGCAGUCCGGCAAGGUGGCCUCGCUCCGUUUGCUGCCGCUGGUCGAGGAGGGCGAUAAGCUGAAGCGCUACCAGCGGGUGCUGGACAAGACGCGCUGGAGCGGCCUCGAUGGCGACCUCGUGGGCCGCGGUCGCUUGCGUUCGCAGCUGGACCUCGACGGCGGCGCCACGCGCGCCGCGCGGGGCGACGCCGGCGCGCGGCCGCGCGCGGCCACGGGCGAGCGGAAGCCCUGGGGCUCUGGAGUGGCGAAGCCAAAGCGGCCGCAGUCUGCGACGAGUGGAGGGCGAGGUGGCCCCUACCAAGCGGCUGGGCAGAUUGAGGCAGCGGCCCUGGCGGCGGAGGAUGAGAUGGAAGACUUGAUGUGGGAGUUUUUCGAGACGACUGUGCCCUGCCACUUCCACCCGGAGCCGCCCGUGUCGGUGACGAGCCCGGCGUCGUCCCGGCCGAGGUUGCAGGAUCGAAGCCUCAAUGACAUCAGCUUGGAGUACAGCUAUGAGGAGCUGAAACAGGCCACCAGGAACUUUGACGAUGCGGUCAAGCUGGGCUCGGGCUCCUACGGUGGAGUGUUCAAAGGAGUGCUCAAGGAGGGAACCGAGGUGGCCAUCAAGGUUCUCGAGGUGCCCAAUGAGGCUGGCUUCGAGGAGGAGGUGAAGGUCCUCAGCAAGUUCCGUCACCCCAACUUGGUGAUUCUCAUGGGCUUCGCGCGCUUUGGCCCGCAGCGACUCCUGGUCUACGAGAUGCUGGCGGGCGGUGACGUGCACCGGAGGCUGCAGCGGAGCAGCCACCAAGACGUGCCUUUCCGGUGGCAAGACCGUGUUGGUGUUGCAUUGGACGCUGCCUGCGGGCUAUCUCAUCUUCAUCAUUCUUCACCCAAAGUGUUUCACCGGGACAUCAAGAGUCCCAACAUCCUUUUGGACAAGAACGGCACCGCGAAGAUGGCCGACUUUGGCCUCGCCUGCCUGUCGCACAGUGCGGCGCACCGGGUGCAGAGGGCCUCCGGCACGGUGGGCUACGCCUGCCCACUCUACGUGCGCCGUGGGGUGGUCACUGAGGGCUCUGAGGUCUACUCCUUUGGCAUGGUCCUCCUGGAGUUGCUGACCGCUCAACCGCCGGCCUACAUGAGCCGCCGGAGCCGCGGUGGCGAUGGGCAGAUCCAGUACCUCACGUCUCAAAUCAAUGGCGACCUCAAGUGCGUCCAGAAGCUGUUGGACCCGAAGGCCUCCUGGCCCUCGGGCGCGGCCCAGCGGUUGGCCGAGCUCGCACUGAGCUGCACGCAGAUGCAGGAGGAGGCGCGGCCCAGCUUCGCCGAUGUAGUCCGCGCGCUGCGCGCGCUGCACGAGGCGCCCGCGGAGAUCCCGCCCGAGACGGGCCAGCGGUGUGAGGCGAGGCAAGUCGAGGACGGAGCUCGCCCCUUCCGCCCGGUCUCCUCCAGCGCGAGCCGCGAGCGGAGCUUGCGAGCCCCGCAGGAGUUGAACGAGGUCAGCCCUCGCCAGAUACCUCCCUCGGAGCCGCUGGUCCUGGAGCUCUUUGCGCUGGAGUGCGUUCGAGCACAAGGCGCCGAUUUGCAGCGGAUCGCCUCCAGCAAGCGACGGAUCGCCCACGGCCUCACGGCGGAGGAAUCCGCUGGGGACCUCCUGGCUGCCACGGACCGGAAGGGGCCGCUCUGUGUGGGCCGCGCCUUCCAGACUCCUUUGUUUGAGGAGCUGGUGGCCAAAAGUGUCUCGGGCCGGUCGACCAUCUCGCGGGAGCACUUCCAGGUGUCGGUGGACUGCAAUCCUCGAGGCCGGGGUGGUCGACCGCGCUUCGUCCUGAAGAACUGCAGUGGCAACGGCACGAGGCUCAACGACCAGAUCUUGCAGGGCCGGGGAGAUGAGGCGCCCCUGCGCCAUGGCGAUCUCGUCACCUUGACCCGUUUUGGUCCAGCGGCGGGGAAGUCAGAGGUGGAGUUCAUCCAGUUCCGCUUUGACCUGUCGCGGUCCUGCCUGGAGGGGUUGGAGCUACCAGGCGGCUCGCGCGAAGCUGGCGUCGGUGCGGCAGAGCCUGGAGGCCCUUCUGGCCUAAGAGACUCGGGCGUUCCCUCCGCGCUCCACGCUCCAGCCAGCGCAGGCUCCGUGGGCAUCGCACCAGCCAAUGUUGCUAGUGCUGCUGGCACCAGGGAAUCGCGCCGCAGCAGCGGACACGUCGCUGCCAAGGUGGAGAGAAGCGAUCCAGCACUCUUCCUGGAGGUGCUGGGGCCCGGCGUAAAGAUGCAGUUGCCGGACGAGCAGCGGCGUCUGGCCUUCGCCCCUGUGAUGAGCGGGGAGGAGCCUUUCAGUUCCUUCCUCAUCGGCCGGGCCCAUCAGUUGGACUUCUGGCCGGAGGUGCUCCAGCCGGACGCGCUCAGCACCUUGUCGCGGCAGCACCUUCAGGUGCAGACUUGGAGAGCCGGCGACGGGCGCUUCUCCUUUGUGGCGAGGAACCUGAGCGAAGUGAAUCCGGUCCAUGUGGUCGCCAACAUGGAGGCCUGUGAACCCUGCGUCCUGGCGAAGGGGGAGCAGCGGCACUUGCUGGAUGGUGACCGGCUAGUCCUCAACCUUGGACAGGCCCAUGCCUUCUGGAUGACCCUCACCGACCUGACCCUCCGCGUCGCGGAGCGGCUCACACGAAGACUGCCCAGGAGCCUUCAGCCUGCCAAGGAUGAGGAUCUCAUCUCCACGGCUGCCACUCCGCAAGACCUCCAGGAAGAGAUGAACGACGACAAAGAGGGGCGCUUCUUGCUCAAGGCCGCUCCGACGCUGAAGCUGGGGAACAUGCCCCGACCGACGGACUUCGGCCGUGAAGGCGAGGCCUCGCCCUGGCGGCACUGGACGAGCGCCUGGACGGGCGCAGGCGAUGACUCUGGCAUCGGCGUGCUGCGCAGCAGCAGGACGUCGGCCUCCUUUGCAAGCACCUUGCAGGCCAAGGCCUUCGGCGGCUCCUCCGCCGUCUCUCAGCAGUGGCCCUCUUCGAGCCCGCGCGAUGGGUUCCCGCGUUAUGGGUUCCCGCGUGGCGUUCCGGAACGUCGGUCAGUCUCCCCUGAGCCUUAUGGAGGCGGCGUGCCGCGGCGGCCCCACGAGGCUCGAUGGACACAUGGCCUGUAA